Molecule: messenger RNA, 1622 nt
Organism: Panicum virgatum (switchgrass)
Lineage: Eukaryota; Viridiplantae; Streptophyta; Magnoliopsida; Poales; Poaceae
Exons: 5
Coding region: 924-1448 (174 amino acids)
Source: RefSeq, a predicted model, not a curated record
UUCGCUUGUGCCUGCACCUUCCUUGGCUCCUUAGCAUCCCAGUAGAGCAGUGCAGCAAUCCCUCAAUAAUCCUAGCCCCCGAGCGUCAGGAGACCUUAGGAUUUUGGGAUGGCGAAUCCUGCAGAUUCCAGCUGUGGGGAAAAGCGGAAGCGCGAAGAGGACAAACCAGCAGAAGAAGAAUCAUCUUGGGUGCAAAGCAGAUGUGGUGGUGUUCAAGAGCGAUGCACCCAUCCCCGACUCUGUUACCACAAAGAGCCAAGGAACUUUCCACCAACCUGUGGCCAUCAGUCUUGAAGAUGCGCCAAUAAUUGAAGAAAAUCCACUGACAUCAUUAGACGAGUCAUCAGGGGACGGUGGUCGUCAGCCACGCGGAAGAAAUAAUCCUUCACGCGAAAGCCGCGAGCAAAUAGAUCCGGCCCCUUCGAGUGCUCCUGGCCCAACUUUGGGCCAGAGCAUGAGUGGUGCUGAGGGUACUCAGAAUACCUCCACUCCUGCUCCGAGUCCAGCAGCCAGUACCGGUCCAGCACGGAGGGGGCUGCAAGUACCUAGGAAACUUAUCAUCAAAAGGGCAAAGACGUAAAUUUUUUACCUGAAAAGUAGUUGAUACUUUUCCAGAUGAAUCAUGGGUUCCUUUUGAUUUUGUGUAAUGCAGGAGUGUUGCCGAGUUGAGCCUGCUGCUGCUGCAGUCGUUUGGAGUACCGUCGACUGCUUCGGCUCAGGGCCCCAUGAAUGAUGCCACAGAUAAGGCAGCACCCGAUGCGGGAACGCCUGCUCCGGCAAGGAUUUAACCUCCCUCUCCUGCUGCUAAAACGGCGAAUAUGGAAGAGGCGGAAUAUAGGGAUCCUGAUGGAUCGGCAGAACCGUCUACUUGUUAAGGCACGCCACCCCCGGGGUCAGAUCCACUCGGGACUUCAGUCCCCGAGAUGUCUCAUCCUGAGCUGGUGGAUGAGAUCCCAGUUGGGCUGAUCGAGGACGAUCUCCUUGAGGAUGAUUUGUGCAACAGAAUGUUGAACUCACUGUGUCGAGUGUAUAAACACCAUAAGGUUCCUGUGCUGAAGCAGGAACUUGAAGAAAAAGAUGCUGUCAUUGCCGAGCUCGGGAGGCAGUUGGCUGCUGCUCACGAGAGUGGUGGAGGCCCUGGCGCUGUGAGUACUUCUAGCCAGUACCAGGUGGAACUGGCUCAAGUCCAGAGAGAGAGCGAUCAAGCUCUUCAAGAUUGUGCAGAACUGCAACAAUCAAAUGCAGAUCUCGAAGAGUACAAGAAAACCAUCGAACAGCAGUUGGAUGGGACUGACAAAAAGCUUGUUGAGAACAUGUACACCAUCCAGAAGCUGAACCGCGACAAGGAGAGGAGGGAUCAAGAGAUCUUUGACCUGGAGGAGGCAGCUCGAAUUGUCAAAGAUAUGGUGCAGCCCCCUCAUCCUGGCUUUGUGGACUCAAGGUCCUAGUUGGAACGAUUGAAACAAGUUCCAAUAUGGUUAAAAGAUGCCUCAAAGAAGAAAUCCUCGAGGAAGUAGUUGUGUACUUUGAUGUAGAAACUUGAUUUGUAUGAAACUUUUGUCACUUCUUGGGAUGUAUGAUAUCUUCUAGUAUAUAGUCUUCAAUCCUCGCAUACUCGUAAU